UUGUUUUUACGGGACUACUUUGGUGUUCCUCCGAGCACGGCAAAGUAGUUCUCAAACGAUUAGAGAAUCGCGCAUUUUAAACAUUUCCUCACUGAAAUUCAUCUUAGAUUCUGACAUCCACGACGUUUGUGGUUAUAUGAGCGAUUUUUCUGAAUAAGUGAAAAGACGCGGCUGAGCCUUUUUUCUCGAAACCGACUGCUCUGCUAUCUUUCUUCUUCAUAGACCUCCGCCAUCUUGAGUUUUAAUGGUAAUUUCUGUGUGUAGUUAAGUUAUCUAUCCUAUGUUUCCCCUGUUUUUAUGUAUUUUGUAUCUGGUUUGGAGUGGAGACUGCAGGGCUGAAGUUCUCGAUGGCGGCCGAUGACUGACACUAAGAAUCAAUGCAACUAACCGAAGCAGUUUGUGGGUAUGAAGUGGUUGGGAGAAUCCAAGAACAUGGUAGUAAGUGGCAGACGACAUGGAAGCAGGUUCGGUGAACAGCCAGGUAGCCAAACUCGUACUCAGCAUGCGCGUCCCAGCAAGAGCUCCCUCAGCGGCAGGAGAUGCAGCCGCCGUUUCAAUGCUGGGCCAUUGGAGGUGGAGAGACGUCACGUCCCGUCCUCAGGAAUGACAGCCAAGGAGCUGUGUGAGAACGAUGAUCUUACCACAGGCCUCAUUCUUGACCCUUACCUUGGGUUUCAAACCCAUAAGAUGAAUACCAGGUUUCGACCACUCAAAGGAAGACAAGAGGAGCUGAAGGAAAUAAUAGAGAGUUUUAAAAAACACAACGACCUGGAGCAAUCUUUUAGGGCCUUAACAUCUGGAGACUUCUCUAGAAAUCAUUUUCUCCCCAAGACUAAAGCCCAGGAGAAACUUUUCAAGCAGCAUGUAUUUGUUUAUUUACGCAUGUUCGACAGUAAAAGUGGGUUUGAAAUAUUGCCUUGUAACCGGUAUUCCUCUGAGCAAAAUGGAGCCAAAAUAGUUGCAACAAAAGAAUGGAAGAGGAAUGAUAAGAUUGAAUAUUUGGUUGGUUGUAUUGCUGAGCUGUCAGCAAGUGAGGAGAACAUGCUUUUGCGCCACGGUGAAAAUGACUUCAGCGUCAUGUACUCCACUCGCAAAAACUGUGCUCAACUGUGGCUCGGGCCUGCUGCUUUUAUUAACCACGAUUGUCGGCCAAAUUGCAAGUUUGUGUCUACGGGUCGAGACACAGCUUGCGUCAAAGCUCUGAGAGACAUUGAACCCGGAGAGGAAAUCUCGUGCUAUUAUGGCGAUGGCUUCUUUGGAGAAAACAAUGAAUUUUGUGAAUGCUACACAUGUGAAAGGCGUGGCACUGGUGCUUUCAAAUCAAAAAUGGGACUCCCUGUGGCAGUCCCAGUUAUUAAUAGUAAAUAUGGCUUGAGGGAGACUGACAUGCGACUGAAUAGGUUGAAGAAGCUGGGGGAAGGGAGUCAGAACUCUGAUAGCCAUUCUGUUGGCUCUCACACAGAUGCAGACACUCAGGAUUCACCAAAAAUACAUUCAACUUCUAGGAGAAGGACAACUGCUAGCAUGAGGCUGAGCAAAACCCGGACUCAUGAUGGACAGUCUCUCUCAAGAGCCUACACAUCUACCUCACCAUCCAAACAAAGUCACCCUAAUAACAGGGUACCAAAGAGACUAAAAUCAAAUCCCUCAAGGCCUUUGCUCACGAACAUAAAACUACGGAGCCAAAGCAGAGGGGCAGAGGUGAAAACCUCUGCUAAUGUAUUUACAGGCCCUGCAGUCUGCAAAGAAGUCCCGGUGAAAAAGGAGAAGGACUCUUUUGAAGCUUUUCAAUCACUGGGUUCUGGAGACUACUUAACCCAGCACAUUGCGAAGGAAAACAAUCAGCAUUCUUUAAAAUGGUCUGCGGCAUUAGAGACUGGUCAGACUUGCACUUACAGAACUCGAAGGUCAAUCAGGACUUUGCUCAAGGCACAGGAGGUUAGUGGCACGAAGACUGAACCAAGCACUUUUGAGCACCAGGACCUGGUGCCCAGUCAAGUAGUCAUUAAAACGGAGCCAGCUGAUAUGGAGGAAUACCUUACUCAUGGGAUGAGGUUGAAUGAGCCUGAACCAGACGACCGAUACACCAGGAGAGUUUCUCACUCACGAAGUCGCCGCUUUACUCAGCUGCAGCCGGACAGGCUAAUAAAGAGUGAGGACUCGUCCUAUGAACCUUUCAUUCCAACCUUUCUGCCAGAUACACAAGCGACGAGUGUCAGGGAUUGUGGUGAAAUGUUGCUCGGUUUUCCUGAAAGACCUGAGCAUUAUCAUGCCGUGACAAACCGUGGUAAGCCCAAGAAGGACAAGUCUAAGGGUAGGAGUCGGGGUUUGGACAAGGGGAAGAAGAAGCGUCAGAUCACGCGGUAUGAUGCGCUAAUUUUGGAGACGAGCACAGGGAUACCCAAGCUGACCUUGCGUCGACGUAGGGAUAGCAGCAGCAGUAAGUCCAGCGAGCCUAAUGAGGCUCAUGUUAACUCCAACGCCAAGAUCGGCAUCAAGCUCAGCAAGGACCACAACAUGGACGCGGGCAGCUCUUACGUAGCCAGGUUGAACAAUGGCUUCAGUCCUGUGACCCACACAACCUCCACCGAGCUGGAGAUACAGUUGAAAUGUGAGGACAGUGAGCAUCUGGUCACACCAGCAUGGCUUGAUGAGACCAACUUCCCUGGGAUGAGUUCCUUCGAACUUGGAAAGGAUGAAGCUCUGAAUGGUGAUCAGGGCAGCGAGCACAUGGACGAGCAGUCUUCAUCUGAGGAGGAUGAAGAGGACGAAGACGACGAAGAGGAUGAUGAUGAUGAUGAUGAUGAUGAUGAUGAUGAUGAUUUCAUCCCACUUCCACCAGCAAAACGUCUCCGACUCAUUGUUGGGAAAGAUUCCAUAGACAUCGAUAUCUCCUCCAGGAGGAGGGAGGGUCGGUCGUUAAGGCUCAGUGCAUAAGCUCUGAGGGUCAUCUUUAGACCCAAAUGUGUAUAAUAUUUCCUCUUAAUUCUAUCUUGAGUAUAAAAGGAAGUCACGGAAAAUAAACAUGAAAAAAAACCCUGUGUAAUUAGCUAAAGGAAAGAAAGCUGUAUAUUGUUAAAAUUUGUUAAAAUAAUGCGUUUAACGUGUGAUGUUGAAAUAGACAUUAUUAUUGUA
Molecule: messenger RNA, 3135 nt
Organism: Colossoma macropomum (tambaqui)
Lineage: Eukaryota; Metazoa; Chordata; Actinopteri; Characiformes; Serrasalmidae
Product: histone-lysine N-methyltransferase KMT5B-like
Exons: 10
Coding region: 406-2937 (843 amino acids)
Cellular component (GO): nucleus
Molecular function (GO): protein binding; histone H4K20 methyltransferase activity
Source: RefSeq, a predicted model, not a curated record